GAUUAAAGAUUAAUUAAAGUGAAUAUUUAUGAAAAAUCUUUUUUUCAAUUAAGGAAAUAAAUGCAAAUAUUUAUGUUAAAUCUAUUAGAACGUUCGACGUAUAUGCAUAGGUAGAAAAAUCUUCAUUCCUUCACGAAAAUAGUAGCGCCUAUAUGUGCGGCCGUCCGGUCUAUAAUUAAACAUUGCCAUCGCUCUACUGCCGGUUGCUCAGUAUGAUAAAGUUGGCGACUGGUGUACGACGUUUCCGUGAUAAACGUUCUGACUUUGACUCGAAAAAUUGAGAAUAAAGUUAAUAAAAUAUAAUAAAAUAUAAGCACUCAUGUGUGCGCCCGCGCGCGCGUCUGACGUUGCUCAAGCGUCAUUCUACAGCCUCGUGUGAAAGCGCCCUUCAUCUCCUCCGCCUCGCAGUCAAAUUAAUUAAAUCAACGGGUCGCAGACUUUAAAUUAAAAAGCUUGAAGUUGAAGAUAAGUUGGAGAUUAAACCGACUUCACCAAUAAUCUCAGGAAUUAAUUGGCCAUGGAGACGGACCUGAGUCGCGGUGUGUGCCCAGUAUGUGGUAAAAAUGCCACGCUGAAGUGCGGCAACUGCAAACGCGAGUUUUACUGCGGCAAGUCUCAUCAGUCCCGGGACUGGCCGCGUCACAAGUCCACAUGCUGCGCUUGGAGGAUAGAUCGCGAUCCCGAUCUCGGACGACACUUGCUGGCGAUCAGGGACUUGGCACCGGGGGAUGUAGUUCUCUCGGAACCGCCUCUGGUUUGGGGACCGUCGAUCCACACGACGAAUCAACGGCUCUGCGUCGGCUGCGGCAAACGGUGCGACGACUUCAAUGUGAGAUGCGGCAAGUGUUGCUGGCCGGUGUGCAAAUCCAAUUGCGAGGGUCUGUCCGACAAGAGGAGGCACGAGUUGGAGUGCGCGCUCCUCGCGCGCGCUAGAAUUAUUCCCAGAUGCGAAGUUCUUUUGGUGAUCCGUAUGCUGAUACUGUGGCGCACAAAAUCGAAACGCUGGACGUCCUUGGCCAAUCUGCAAAGUCACGAGGACUCACGAAGACCCGGCACGGAGGCUCACGAUGAAGUGUUGGGCAUAAUUCAGCAUCUCGGCCCGCUCUUGACGAUGGCAUCCGACUGCAUGGACGUUCUACCGAAGAUUUGCGGACUGAUUGAUGUGAACGCGUUGGAGACCGUGCCGCCGGAAGGUUCGGUGGCGAUUUACGAGACCGCUUCCCUUCUGGAGCACUCCUGCAUGGCGAAUACGCGACACAGUUUUCAUGUCGACGACAAAGGCAGACCGCGCAUCACGGUAUACGCGGUCACGUCUAUUAAAAAAGGGGAACACUUGAGUACCAUGUACACUCACGCGCUUUGGUCUACCAGGGCUAGGCGAGAGCAUCUCCUUGCCACAAAGUAUUUCGUCUGUCGAUGCCAGCGUUGUUCCGAUCCGACGGAACUGGGCACGCAUUUAGGGACGCUAAACUGUCCUUGUAAAAAUGGACUUAUGUCGCCAAAUGAUCCUUUAAACAUGAACACUGAUUGGUCCUGUAACACGUGUCCAGGAAUAAUCACAUCCUCGGAAAUUGCACAGUUGAUAGACCGAUUGGAAGAAGAAGUUACGGAAGUUAUGAAGCAGGCGAACGAAUCUAUCCUUUCCGAUCUUCUCUCAAGGCUGACGGUGUUGCUACAUCCCGGCCACCAACAUUGCAUAUCUGUGAGCCAUUCAUUGAUACAGCUGCUGCCGGCAAGCGAUCCACGAAAAUUAGACUUGUGCAAGCGUAUCAUGGAUACGGUAAACCGUUUGGAUCCGUAUGGGGCGCGUUUGGCUCUUUACACAGCGGUCGUUCUGCGAGAACUCGCAGUCUGUCCUGGCGAAGAUAGACAGGUUCAUCUCACUAGAGCAGCAUCGUUGUUAAAAAUGGAACCACCGAAUUCACCUGGCGAAAAACUUCUCCGACUUAUUGAAAUGGAACUUGGUGGAUCUUAACUGGUGACUCAUAAUAAUAAUAAUAAGAAAUUAGGAGUAUGCUGCACUUUUAUUAUUGAAUUUAUUAUACAAAGUAUAAAACAAUGAAGGAAGGACUUUUACGAUUUUUAUUACGAAUCUAUCUAGUAUACGAAAAAAAGUUUCGCGUCAUUGCUCGUAAAUUAUCAUUUACUACUUUCCCGAAUUGAUUUACCUAUUUCCUCGAUUUCAAGUUAAUUUACAUCCACACAUUACACGUACGUCAGUGUACCUAUUUGGACUAAAAAAGGCAUACGUAUAAAAGAGCUUAAAAUUAUGUAAGAAUGUACAUAUAUGUUAUACAAGUAUCAAAAUAUACGUUGAUGUAUACGUUUA
Ooceraea biroi (clonal raider ant) is the source of this 2329-nucleotide messenger RNA. It is a transcript of the gene SmydA-5, whose product is annotated as SET and MYND domain containing, arthropod-specific, member 5. Lineage: Eukaryota; Metazoa; Arthropoda; Insecta; Hymenoptera; Formicidae. Gene Ontology annotation, molecular function: protein binding. The record is from RefSeq and is a predicted model, not a curated record.